Molecule: messenger RNA, 1918 nt
Organism: Rubroshorea leprosula
Lineage: Eukaryota; Viridiplantae; Streptophyta; Magnoliopsida; Malvales; Dipterocarpaceae
Source: the annotation of a GenBank genome assembly
CUAAGGCAGAGAGAUCUCUGCCUCAAGGCUCAAGGUGUACAGAAAUGGUUUUUCAAGAUUUUGACCUUAUACAAGAACGCCGUCGGCAAGAACGGCAGAGAAAGUUUAGAAAACGAGUUACUAUAGCGGCUAUUGCAAUCUUCAUACUCUUGAUUUUAGUUGCAGCUGGAAUCUUUGCUGUGGUUAUGUCAAAGAAAAAUGAGGAGGAAAAGUCUCAGCCUGCUAAGGGCAAAUCAACGCAUUCUCCAUCUACAUCCAAUGGGGUGGUAAAAGACUCUGAGAAGAUGAUAAAGACUAUAUGUAAUGGUACACUUUAUCAAGAUUCAUGUCUAAGUACUCUUCAAAAAGUAGUGAAAAAUAAUCCUACAGCAAAAACUAACCCAAAGGAUCUCAUUAAAUUGGGGAUCUCUGCCACUGCGGAUAAGCUCGAGGAGGCAUUUACAAAGAUUAACAAGUUAGAGUUUAACACGCCAGAGGAAAAACAAGCAUUUGAGAUUUGCAAGCAAGUUGUAGAUGAUGCCAAGGAAGAAUUACAAAAGUCUGCUGCUAACAUGGGCGACGACUUAGGAAAACUAGGGACAAAUCAUAAUGACACUAAUAGUUGGCUUAGUGCGGUGAUGUCGUAUCAAGAAAACUGCAUUGAUGCCUUCUCUGAAGGGAAAUUGAGGUCAAACAUGAAGGAAGCAUUUAAUGCCAGUCAAGAACUAACUAGUAACGCUUUGGCAAUGGUUAAACAAAUGUCGUCAAUCAUUUCAUCGGUGACACAAAUGCCAACAGGUAGUCGCCAUCUUUUGCAGUUUGGCUCACUUUCUAUGCGGAAGGACGGGCUUCCAAAAUGGAUGAACCGUGAGGAAAGGAGGAUGUUAAAGGCGGAUCUUGACAAGCCGACACCAAAUGUAACUGUCGCUAAAGAUGGUAGCGGAAACUUUACCACAAUUAGUGAUGCAUUGGCUGCAAUGCCCUCAAAAUAUGAUGGACGGUAUGUGAUAUUUGUUAAAGGAGGAAUCUACGAAGAAUAUGUGAAUAUUACAAAGGAGAUGGUAAAUGUCACAAUAUACGGCGAAGGAUCACAAAAAUCCAUCAUCACCGGGAACAAAAAUAAAGUAGAUGGCAUCAACACUUACUUAACCGCAACUGUUGCGGUGAUGGGAGAUGGGUUUUUGGGACAAGCAAUGGGCUUUAGGAACACUGCAGGUCCAGAGAAGGAACAAGCAGUGGCCCUAAGAGUCCAAGCAGACAGAGCCAUUUUCCUCAACUGCCGCUUUGAGGGAUACCAAGACACCCUCUACGUCCAAGCCCACCGCCAAUUCUACAGAAGCUGUGUCGUCGCUGGAACCGUCGAUUUCAUCUUCGGAGAUGCCGCCGCCAUCUUCCAAAACUGCCUGAUCUACGUCAGGAAACCCAUGAAAGACCAGCAGAAUACCAUCACGGCCCAGGGGAGGGUAGACAAAUUCCAAACCACCGGAAUCGUCCUACAAAACUGCAAAAUCCAGCCGGAAGAUUCCUUCGCCUCCGUCAAGUCGGAAUUCAAGACCUACCUCGGACGGCCGUGGAAGCAAUAUUCUAGAACAGUCAUAAUGGAAUCAACAAUUGAGGACCUCAUCGACCCCGCUGGGUGGUUGGCUUGGGACGGAGACUUUGCCCUCACUACUCUGUUCUACGCAGAGUUCAACAACUUGGGAUCCGGCGCAGAAAAGGACGGCAGGGUGAAGUGGCCGGGCCUGAAAUCCAUAACCAAGGAAGAAGCCAAAAAAUUUACAGUAGGAUCAUUCUUGCAGGGGGAAUGGCUCAAUGCCACCAGUGGUUCUGUUCAUUUCGGUCUGUUUAAAUAAUUUAAUUCAAUUUGUGGUUUUAGUUUAAGCAUCUCUAGAAUGAGAUUAGUGUUUAUUAAUUGAGUUUAUAAAACAAAAUACUUUAA